UCAAUAGUUACGAUAGAUUGAUUACAUUAGUAACAUUGUCUCGAGAAAAUAAAUGUCUUUUACUUUAACUAGAUCUAUCUCACUGAUAUGCAUCUAUAGAAAGAAAAACAUAAUUUUAAAAUGUGAUCAACUAGAUCUAGAUCACAAAUUAUGUUUAGCUUAAAUAAUAAAGAUUACACAAAAAAUAAAAUAUAUAUGUAUAAUAAACUAAAGCUGAAGACUUUAGUGAAGUCGAAGUCCGACGAAGUCUAUACUUAACUUAAUACUUAUUUACUAAUCUAGAUCCAUAGACGAUUUGUAAUAGUUAAAUAGAUCUAAUACUACACUAUAGACAGUAUAAUAUAAAAUCUAAAUUAUCUAAAUCUAAGUUAUAAGACUAACUUCACUAAGUAGAUCUAUAUUAUAAUAACCGCUCCUUAUUAAAUAAAGAAUCGUCUAUUGUAUUUACUGUUUCUAUUCAUAAUUGUAAUGAUAGUAAAGUAAUGUCACAUUCAAAACUAAAAAACAUCAGACCGCUAGGAUCUAUUCGAAGUAAAAUACAAUUUGUUGAGAAAAAUACAUUUUCCAUUCCGAAUUGGAAUAGAACAGAACCUGAUAAAAUCAAAGGUGUGCUGGGAAGUGCUAUCACCAUUUCAACCCAACUAGCAGAUAGUCAAAAAGAUAUAGACAAAAUAUCUGAACAUCAUAAAUAUUCAGAAGACUCUAGAAGCCCACAAAAUAAUUCAACACUGUCAAAUUCCAAAGAAAAUGAAAUAUCGCAUGAAGCUUGUAAGAAAGAAAUUCAAACGUUUUUAAAAAAUGAAAGAUAUUUAAAAGAGCAGCUUGAGACUCUUCAAUUACAGAAUGAAGAGAAAGAAACUCAAAUCAAAAAGAUGGAAGAACACUAUGAAAUGUUGCAGAAACAAUUAAAGGACCAGGAAGAGUAUCUGAAGAAUGAGCUGAUGAAUGAGAAACAAUUUCAUCUAUCUACACAAAUGUGUCUUGAAGAUGCCAAGAAAGAAAUGCAACAGAUUAAAGAAAGUCUUGUUCAAAAGCUUGAAGAUCAGAAAGAAGAAAUGAACAAACAAAUUAGGACAUUAGAAUUAAGUUUGACUGAAAAAGAUUCAAUUAUCAGUGAUAGAGAGCAGAAACUAACCAAGCUGAAGACACAGAUGGCAGAUGUUCUGAAAGGAAAUUCUUGGGAGCGCCAGCAGCAAUUAGAAGAAUUAACUAAAGAACUAGCACGAAUUCAAAAAGAAUAUGACACUUUACAAAUGAAGUAUAAGACUCUGUGCAGGCGGCAACAGAGUCCAGAGAAAUCUGUCCCUAAAAUCUGACAGUAAAAAGACAAGCCAAACCAUGACCCAAGUUGAUAGGACUUUACACUGCCUUUCAAACACAAUGUAUUAUAUGUUAUUCAAUGAUUCAUUUCAUGGAAAGGUUUUAUUCUAAUGCAAUAAAUUGAAUAUUAUUAUUA
Biomphalaria glabrata is the source of this 1456-nucleotide messenger RNA. Its product is annotated as coiled-coil domain-containing protein 27-like. The coding region runs from base 483 to 1316 and encodes 277 amino acids. The transcript is spliced from 6 exons. Lineage: Eukaryota; Metazoa; Mollusca; Gastropoda; Planorbidae. The record is from RefSeq and is a predicted model, not a curated record.